Molecule: messenger RNA, 1544 nt
Organism: Leptosomus discolor (cuckoo roller)
Lineage: Eukaryota; Metazoa; Chordata; Aves; Leptosomiformes; Leptosomidae
Source: RefSeq, a predicted model, not a curated record
UGAUCAGCUGUGGAGAUCCAGGUGCAUUAGCAAACGGCAUGAAGUUUGGAAAUGAUUUUACCUUUAAUAAAACAGUCAGCUAUCAGUGCAAUCCAGGAUACUUGAUGGAGCCUGCCAGUUCAUCCACUAUGCGUUGUAUAAAAGACAGCACUUGGAACCAGAGUAAACCAAUUUGCAAAGCUAUUACCUGUGGCCCCCCUCCACCAGUACUCUAUGGGAAAGUGGAAGGAUCUGAUUAUCGCUGGGGUGCCAGUGUGAGUUACAGCUGUGCAGAAGGCUAUCAGCUAUCUAACACAGCUAUUCUCUCCUGUGAGGGUCGAGGAAUUUGGCGGGGAGACAUCCCACAAUGUUUGCCUGUGUUUUGUGGUGAUCCUGGUACUCCAGCAGAAGGACGCCUCAAUGGAAAAAGUUUCACCUACAGAUCUGAAGUUACCUUUCAGUGCAGACCCCCUUUUAUUCUGAUAGGCUCUUCAAGAAGAUUUUGUCAAGCAGAUGGUACUUGGAGUGGAAUUCAGCCAACAUGCAUUGAUCCAGCUCACAAUACAUGCACAGAUCCUGGUACUCCACAUUUUGGAAUACAAAACAGUUCCAGAGGUUAUGAGGUUGGGAGCACAGUCUUUUUCAGAUGCAGAAAAGGUUAUCAUAUUCAGGGAUCUACCACCCGUUCGUGUCUUGCAAACUUAACUUGGAGUGGCAUACAGUCUGAAUGCAUUCCUCAUGCCUGCAGGCAGCCAGAGACACCGGCACAUGUAGAUGUGAAAGCGAUAGAUCUUCCUACUUUAGGGUAUACGUUGGUGUAUACCUGUCAGCCAGGAUUUUUUCUUGCUGGUGGAUCAGAACAUCGGACAUGUAAACCAGAUAUGAAAUGGACAGGAAAAUCACCUAUUUGUAAAAUUCCCUCAGAUGUGUUUUUUAUAAAUUCACUGUGGAAAGGGUUUUAUGAAUAUUUAGGAAAAAGACAGCCUGCUACUCUGACUGUUGAUUGGUUCAAUACUACAAGCAGCAAAGUGAAUGCCACAUUCAUUGAGGCAUCCAACAUACAACUCAAACUAUCAGGUGUUUACAAGAAAGAAGAAGCCCAUUUGCUCUUGAAAGUUUUUCAGAUUAAAGGACCUAGUGACAUUUUUGUAAGCAAGUCUGAAAAUGACAACUGGGCACUAGAUGGUUAUGUAUCCUCAGGGCUUGAAAGAGGUGUUUUUACCUAUCAAGGUGAUAUACAUGGAAAAGACUUUGGAAAAUUUAUGCUCCAAAGACAAGGUCCUUUAAGUGCAGACACAGACCUUUCAAAUCACUAUUAUGGUACAAACAGCAGUUCUGUCGCAGCUGCCAUCCUGGUACCAUUCUUUGCUCUAAUAUUAUCAGGGUUUGCAUUUUACCUCUACAAACACAGAACAAGACCAAAAGUACAGUACAAUGGGUAUGCUGGACACGAAAACAGUAAUGGACAGGCUUCAUUUGAAAAUCCCAUGUAUGACACAAACUUAAAACCCACAGAGGCAAAGGCUGUGAGGUUUGAUACGACUCUGAACACAGUUUGUACAGUG